Molecule: messenger RNA, 4279 nt
Organism: Gopherus evgoodei (Goodes thornscrub tortoise)
Lineage: Eukaryota; Metazoa; Chordata; Testudines; Testudinidae
Gene: HPS3
Product: HPS3 biogenesis of lysosomal organelles complex 2 subunit 1
Exons: 17
Coding region: 111-3143 (1010 amino acids)
Biological process (GO): organelle organization
Cellular component (GO): cytoplasm
Source: RefSeq, a predicted model, not a curated record
CUGAGGCCUUGCGGGAGGAGUCUGUGUCUGGGGGUCUCCGGGCUGCAGCCUGCUCUGGGCCGUGGAAUGCGGGUUGGUGCAGGUGCGGGUGCCCCGCUGAGGAGGGCACCAUGGUGCAGCUCUACAACCUGCACCCGUUCGGCUCGCAGCAGGUGGUGCCCAGCAAGCAGGAGCCGGCGCUGUUCUGCUGCGGCCGGGACGCGCUGCUGGUAGCCUGCGCGGCGGCCGGCUGCAAGGUAGAGGCGUUUGCCGUGGGCGACCAGGAGCUCUGCGAGCCGCUCGGCUGUUUCAACACGCUGGGCCGGGUGCUGCACAUGGCAUACAGCGAGGCGGGAGAUUACUUGGUGACAAUUGAGGAGAAAAACAAGGCCACGUUCCUACGAGCUUAUAUGAACUGGAGAUGCAUGUCAACAGAGAACACUCGAGUUUGUGUCCGGAUGGUGGGUCACAAGAUGGAAGAGUCAUACAGUGAAUCUUCUAAAGUUCAGAUGUCAAUUGUGGAAAUGCCUCUUUCAGACCCACCACUGUGCAUUUCGUGUUGUCCUGUAAAUGGAGAUCUUCUUGUUGGCUGCAAAAAUAAACUGGUCAUGUUCUGCUUGAAAUAUCUUGUCAUAACUCAGGAUCUGACUGUUUUGGAUUUUAAACUCUCUUUAAUUUUGCACAUUGAUAACGUCACCCCUACAGAAGUAGCAUUUUGUGCCGGGUACAUAGCUCUAACAACAGAGUUGGAUGUUUUAAUCCUGAAGCUGGAACCCAUUCAUAGAGGUGCAGAUAAUACUGAACUAUGUGCAGAUAAAGUCAGAGCACCAGAAAAGCUUGUAGAUGAAGGUGUAAAAGAUGAAGUUCCCUCAGCCUUUUCUUCCCAGCUUGAAUCAGAUGACUUUGUCAUCUGUCAGAAGCCUGUGGAACUAUGUGGGGAGGAAAGCAGACUAUGCGGAAUACUGGUAACACUGGAGUCAACAGGGUUAGCUAAGGAAGACACAGAAUAUUUUCAAGUGCGGUACCUCCUAUACAGACGUUUUACUCCAGAUCUGUCAUCUUUCGUCUUCUCUGUUGAAGAGACCAAAUUGCACUCUCUUCAGCUACUGCCUAUGUAUCAGACAGAAAGUUCCAUGUCAGUCAAUGGAAAAACUGCAGCCAAGAAAGAAUUGCUGAGUGUCUUCUGUUUUUUCUCCUUGCCGCAUGUUGGGUAUCUCUAUACCGUUGGGAGCUUAGUAGAGCUGGUUUCUACCUAUCAGUACUCGGAAAAAUCUCAGCAGGCAGUUCUUACCCCACAAUUCCUACAUGUUAUUACAAGUAACAGCUUGCAGUGUUUCACAGUCCGAUGCAGUGCAGCAGCAGCUCGUGAGGAGGACCCAUACAUUGAUACAACCAUGAAGGCUUGCCCACCUGUGUCUCUAGAUGUCUGUACAUUAAGAAUGCAGCUUUUUAUAGGGCUGAAAGCUAUUUGUCACUUCAACAACCAUGUAAUACUUCUGACUAAGGCAGAUAGUGAAGAUAUUACUGAAAGAAGAAAGCCUCCAAGAAGGAUCCUUUCCAGAAAGGCUGACAGUGCCAAACUCAAGACUCCACCUGAGUCAGAACCUGGCUGGAAUUUAUAUAUUGUGAAUACUAUUUCAACCAUCCAGCUUUACAAAGAAAUGGUAGACUACAGUAAGACAUAUGAAAACGUAAGAACGGAGAGUUGCAUCCAUCUUCUAAGUGAGGCUCACUUGUUGAUCAGAGCAGCUCUAAUGGAUCCCAGUCUGAUGGAAUCAGAAGAGAAAGAAAAGCUCCUGGCAGCAUUCAGAGAAAGUUGUGCUCAACUAGGAGACUGUUACAGCAGGUUUGACACAAAGGAUUACCAUCUUGCCCUGCCUUACUACAAGAUGUCUGGCUUAUCCGUAACUGAAGUUUUGAAGAAAAUAGACUCAGUGGUAGAAGGUGGAACACAGAAAUAUGAAAAAGGAUUUAUCUUUUACUUAAAUCAUUCUCUUUAUGAAGAUUUAAAUGAAGAGUUAAGCAAAGAAUCAGCAGCCAAAGUGCUCCAAAUAUUCCAUCUUGCUGAACCAAACCAGCUGCCCCAUGUGCUCUGCAGUCCGUGUAUGAAGAAUGUAUGUCCCUCGAUGGCAAUGAAGCUUUUGCAGAAAGUGGAACUGAUUGUGCCGUCAGUUGUAUUGACACUAACCAAAGCUGCCAUUGCUCUGAAAAUGGGAGACCUAGAGGCAUAUAAAAAUGAGAUGGACUGUUAUACAGAGAUGAGACUGGCAUAUGGCUUUAUUGGGGAACCAAGACUUCUGAUGCAGCAGAGAGAUGGCCGGAUUGUUCCAACCAAACUUGCCUUUCAUCUGAAGGAGACAUGGCCUGGGUUGCUGGUGGCUUCGAUGUUGGCUUUACAUGAGAACAGUAAAAUCGAAUUGGAAGAAGCAGACUCUUACUUCGAGAUGCUGUGUGAGAAGAAGGAAGGUACUACCCCUCAGCUCUUAGUAGACUUCUGGGAAGCCCUCCUUGUAGCAGGCUCUGAGAAAGAAAUACUCCAGAAGCUCUUAUUCAAGCUUACUUCACAGUAUAUUUGGAGACUAUUGAGGAAGCAGUUUCCUGAUACCAAACCACUGAAAACAACAGAGGAUCUGAUAAACUCCUGUAAUCAUUAUGGGUUAAUUUUCCCUUGGGUGACCUUCAUAAUGUCAUCAGGACCUGCAUGUGAUAAGUAUCCUGAAGAUCUUUCAAAAUUACAGUCUCUUUUAUGUGGUCCAUCAGUCGACAUAGCUUCAGUUCUGCCUUUCUUGGAGCCAUUAUCAGAAGACAGUAAUGCUGGUCUCAGUGUCCAUGUUCUUUGCACUACGGGGGUAGGAGAGUAUGAGAAAUCCAUUGACAAGCUCCUGGAGAAGUGUCCUGAAGCACUCAUACCGUAUGCCCAGCAUGAGCUGAAAGAUGAAAAUCGGGCUCUGUGGUGGAACAAACUGCUUCCUGAACUCUGUAAACGAACCAGAUAUGUUGGAGAUGACUACUCCAUUCUCAUCUCAUCGCUGAAAGAAACUUUAUCAGUUGUUGCCAUGGACCUGGAGCUGAGGGAUUUCCUUAAUGUUCUACCAGACGAUGGGACUGCAGCAUUUUUCCUGCCACAUCUACUUCAGUGCAGCAAAAAGAAAUUGAUGACUUAAACACAAUGCAAAGUGUGGACUUGAAAGCACUGGAAUAAAUAGGAAAAACUAAAUAGUAGAAUUGUACAUGAAGUAUUGUGGGAGUCCAUCUACUUGCAAACUACCUGGGUAUAUUGUAAAAACUGGCCCUUCUGGGUUGUGGCUUUAUUAUAUUGUAUAAUGCGAUGACAGUCACCACUUCAGGUUGAGUAUCAAUUUUGUAGAUGAAAGAACAGUGUUUCCAGUGAUAAAAUGUCACUGAUACUGGCAAAUCGAAAGGAUCCCUCUGUAUCCUAUGGAACUGAAUAUUGUGGUGUUCAGCCAAAUAGUUGAUGAAGUUCAGACAUUUCCUAAGUGAGAAUGUGAAUUCUUAAUGGAGAAAAAUAUAGCCAGAAGGAAUAUUGUACUACUUAAAGUUGCACAAAAUUCUAUCCCACUCUGGUGUGCAUGUAAAAGUGAAGCAGGGAAUGGAAGCUAUCACUCUUGGAUCCCGUGUCUUCAGUUAGUUAGGCCCCAAUCCACAAAAAUAGUUGAGCUCAUGGGUGUUUUUAAACAUGUGCAUAAUCUCAUUGACUUGUUCUUCCAACUGGAAUUUCUAGAGACUUGUCAUGUGCUUAUAGAUAUGCACAUGCUUGAGUAAAAUUGAAUUCAGGUUGGAAGAACAAGUUAAGGGGACUGCUUGCAUGCUUAGAGGUAUGCACUUGUACAAGACUUUGCUGGAUCAUGUCUUAUUCAUCAAGUGUGUAGAAAGUGGUUCCCAAGAGAAAUAACUGUCUUUCUGUAAGUAGGUGACAGAUGUUUCGGUAAGGUGUCACAGAUAUUUUCUGCUGUUAGUUUCCUCUUCUCACAUCACUAUAUUCAGUCUCUAAUGGACAACAAGCAUCUUCACCUCUGGUUCACUUCUUUCCAGCUACAUUAUUUUCUAGAUGGACCACCAAACUAGCUGUCUGAUGUCUUUGUUUUUACCGUAUAUUUUGAAAAGGGGUCUCUUAACUAUAAGGUCAUUUUUUUCCCCGUGUUCUGAGUGGAAAUGCCUGGGUCUUUCAAGUGCAAUGCAAUGGGGAAAAACUACUAUCAGGAUGAUUGUAUGAACAGUGAUAAUUAAAGUUGAGUAUUUCAUUUUCAUUGCAUUAAACUGUUUUUCUAAUAUUCUUCAA